AUGAAACUGGAGCCGUCUCGGGCCCUCAGCCUUUUAGGCACCCUGGGCCUUCUCGUUGCAGCAUUUCUCCCCCUCUCCAUCGCUGCAAACCCUGCUACAUUGUUAGCUGUUCGCCAAGUGCUACCGUCCGAAUUAAUUUUACCAGAGGACAUCAGAGUGGCGAGGAGGGGCGAGGGUCUAUUUUUCGAGGAUGCUGGGGUCGUAGGAAAGGUUCCAGAGGGCACAGCCGUGCUUAAAGUUGGCGACUCAGAUGGGCCAGACCGCCUCCGGCUGUACGUAGUGGACUUCUCGAAGGAAGAGCAUCUCGAGAGUGUGCUUGCGGAGUCCGGAUAUCCUGUCUUUUGCGACUUUCGUGCCCUUCGCCGAUGCUUCACACGGCCAAGCGAGACCAGUGUGGAAUAUCUCCCACAUGGAGCUGUCAUAACCGCUGGCGAAGGCAUGGAGCUCGUCUAUCUGCACUUCCCUAGUGGGGGCAGUAUCCUCAAAAGACACGGCGAAACGAAGCCACUGGCUUCAUCCUAUGUGCAUGGGCAGUUCAAGGGGGAAGUCGACACGACAGUCUUAAAGUGCACAUCGUUAGGGACCGUGUUUUUUCCGAGACAGUUUGAUUCUUCGUCUUCUUCCAUUGUAGAAGAGACUGAAGGGGAGAUGCAAGUUUGCGAUGUCACUCCCCCCCUCGUUACGGGAAAGCAAGCGGUGGCAAUAACCGGCACACGAAGGGCCCCAAGAAUUUUUUGCGAGAAGGGUUCAGGGAGACUCCUCCAUUUUGAGCCUUAUAUGCAGACGACGGACUCGCACCUCCCGCAUUCUCAGCAGCUGGAGCAAAAGUUGACAGGACGGCCUGCGACGUGUGACAUGUUAAGCGAAGCCGAGGACCACAUCUUCUCCGUAAAACGUUUUGACUCUGUACACGGGAAGUUUAGGGGAGAAAAGCUCGUAUCGUAUACCUCCGUUGCCGGCAAGAAGGCUUUUGUUCCUGUUAAGCUCCAGACCUUCCCUGAGAGCGAAUUGGGAGUCCCUUGUUCCACGAGAAACUUCCGACUGAUAUACCAGCCCAACCACAUUCUUCAAACCGAAGUGCAGCAUGAGGCGCCUCUUGCAUGCCACAAGCUAGCGCUUGCCCCUCUCAAAAGCGUUGAGAGGGAGGCGCUGCUUACGAAAAUUCAUGGUAGCAACUUGUGGAUGGAGCUCCCAGCUGGUACUCUUCUUGGGCGUCCUGUAGAUGAUAAAUCCGAAGCUAUAUUCAAAUUGUAUUCCUACCAACCAACUUUCACCACAACUUCGGAUCUUCAAGUUACAGAGCUCCAUGCCAUGGCUGACGACACCGAACUCGGCCCGGCCGUGAUCUCCACUGCCGAACCUCCAAAUGGAGGAUCCGCUGCUAUACUAUAUCAGCAACCCGAUGCAAAGAUGGUUUCCAUUGGCUAUCUUCAGGAUGGGAGCUUUGUCGGUGGCCCGAAUUUAGCAUUCUUCACGCCAGAUGCAUUGAAUGGAGAGAAAAUAUUAGAAUAUAGAGUUAACCAAAUGCACCGAGGUUCUUCUCUUUUGCUGAGCUCUGUCCCGGAAGCGUUGGUCUUGCAGCGCGACAUCAUACAAUACAACACAGCUCAGCAUGGAAUUCCUGGCAUAGGACGAGAAACAGAAGAGAUGCUCGCCAUGCUUCACAGGCUACGUGAUUACUUUUCUUCCAGUGCUGAAGGACAGGCUUUUGAUCAGGCUCUGUUAGAAAUAAACAAAAAAAUAGCGAGUGGCCAGCUGUCUGUGGUGCUCCGAGUUCCAAUCAACAUGUUGGAAUCUCCCACAAGUCAAGGAUUAAUUCAACAGUUGCACAUUGCCCUGUCGUUGAUUGUGGAAGACACCACAGCCCUCCCCAGGGACUUGGCUAACCGUACAACUUUCUACGGGACAGCUCUUCACACACUUUACAAGAUCCUGGAAAGCGGCCACUGCAGCAGCUGCCCAGAGGGCAAAACGGAGUGCAGUUUCUGCAGAGCAGUGAUGUUCAGGGACUUUGUGCACGUAAAAAUUCAAGGGCUGGGAAUUAACAGCAAAACGAUGCCUGACUCACUUUCCUGGGCCGAGUUCAGGGGACAAGAUUUUCUCGCUUUCGCGGAAACGUCCAUGGGUUCUGCUCUUUUAGGCGUUGAAAUGGAUUUUAACACCCAAAUGUGUGUUGUUGCGCGCUCGCCAUCUGCAGUGACCAGGGGCUCCGCUAGCCGAAAACAUCUUCCUCAGCUGAAGGCGUACGCUACCACUUGCCUGAACGCGCACGUCACCGGCAUGGUGCUACAAGGAAGAACCAACCCUUCACAGUGCGCUGGACUGGACUCUUACCUGAAGAAUAUCGUACAGACAACGCCAGUUGAAGACUUUGCCUCCUUAAUGGACACCGCGGAGUUCAGAGAUGCUGUUAUCGAGGGCUGCAAUGUUCUCUUGGGAAACAAAGCAGAAGAGUUUGAGACGGCAGAUUUGAGAGAUAAGCCCUCUGUUCUCUCGGCUGCCCCAAAUCUGAGCCAGCUCCUGACUGCCCUUGUAGGCGUAUCGAAGAACAAUGGCAAUCGCCCAAUUGUAGAUUAUCUGUUCCGCGACGAGGCUAGCGACCAAGCUGUUUCUGUGAAUUCUGGAAUUGAUGCGGCUGUCGCUGCCAAGGGCCAUAAGCCUUCCUUAGGCUCAACAUUCUACGCCGGCCUUUGGUACAGCUUUAAAUGGGCUUUGAAAGUGCUUGAAGAUAUCUUGAAGGGCUCGCGGACAAGCAGUCAGAGUUCUGCGGCCGGAAGCGGUAGCUCCAAAGAAGCUGAGGCCGCAAUUGUACGUGAGGUGCGGGACUAUGCGCGACGGCUGCAACAGCAACACCCACAAAAGUAUUCAACCAUAAUAGUAGCGCUGUCGUGGCCACAAAACAAAUUGCCGGAGACCCCUUUGGAGGCCCGAAAUUUUGUUGACGCAGCAAUGAGUGUAGUUCUGGUUCCUGGUGCCAUCCUGAAUUUGUUUGACCAGCACUGGAAUGCUGUUUCUACGGGGGUGACUCAGACCAUGCCGGAGAGACACGUGGCUGAGGGAGUGGUGCCCUUUACGAAACGGAUCAGAUACACCAACCCUGAUAUUUAUGGCCAGGUCUGCCAAAGGCUCGGUUGGCCUUCCAGCCGGCUGCCGACCAGCUCGGAGGAAGCAGAAGCCUUUGUUUCGGCCUUGCGUGAAGUAAGAGCAGUCCAAGAGCCUUUAAGGAAGUGGCUGGUUGGCAUCGGAGAGCCGUUUUCUGAAACUGUUACUUGGGACCACGUAAAAGCAGUGAUUGACAAGGCGCACGGUCCACACAGCAAGGUGCCCUUCUUCCUCCCAUCCUCAAGCAAAUGCAACUGCGUGCGGUCAACUGUGCUUGACCGAUGCUACAUCGAUGCGCUAAAAACGACGGAAGAUGUCGUCUUCCGAAUGACGCUUCUAUUCCCUGCUGUCAUUUCUGAACACAUUAGUCGAAAUGCGAAGACUCUGAACACACAUGCUGCAGCCCUCUGCGCCUCAGUGGGCAUCUUUGUUACUGCAUGGCAGCAGCAGCAGGUAGAAGCUGGGUUUGAGCACCCGAACGGCCGCCUUGCUCACGUCAUGCUCAUUGAAAGGCUCAAAAACGCUGGCGAUUACACUAUUACUACUAUUGAUGAAAACGGAUAUGAGGAUACGUCGCUAUACAACAGAAGGAAAAAGGAAUUAAAUAACCUCUUCUCCCGCGGAGCAAUGAAGGCGUGUCUAAGCAUGAUCAAUGCUGGAGCAAAAGUGGCUUACAAACCGGCUGGAAUACAAGGCUCACAAACUGCAGCUCGCUCUCUCUACGGUGGAAUAGUAAACUCUGUGGGAGCCAGCGCUCAGCAUGUGGACAACUUCGUGCACCACAUUCUUGAGCGAGGCGAAAGCCUGCCUCGUCGCUCUCGCCCUCCCCACCCGUUAGCAGGCCUAUUUGCUGCUCUUCGGAUUAGCCAGCGAUUCAAGGAUUGUUUUAGUGCUUCAAGAGAAAUGACAUUCCGUUCUUGGUACCUUAUGCAUCUGGAAGGAGACAACAUUUUACGGCGUGUAAAUAGUCAUAGGCUUGGGGAGGAGCUUGCCUCUGCAACUUACGGUUUCGCUACAGGUCCAGGUGCUGACAUUUUUGAUGAAGCUUUUAAGACAUUGAUGGCUACUGUUACCACCCAGUGGGAAGACACCAACGCCUUCAAAAUUUUGACGGCUCACACUCCUGGUAGUGGGCCCCUUAGGCUGCCAGAAGUUGCACCUGAAGACUUCGAAACUUCUGGCGACAACCAAGAAAGGCCAGGCCAAUAA
Eimeria maxima is the source of this 4311-nucleotide messenger RNA. RefSeq lists its product as hypothetical. NCBI's taxonomy places the organism in Eukaryota, Apicomplexa, Conoidasida, Eucoccidiorida, Eimeriidae. The transcript is spliced from 27 exons. Bases 1 to 4311 code for a protein of 1436 amino acids. The record is from RefSeq and is a predicted model, not a curated record.